ACUUCUAAUACAUAAAAUCACCCCAGUACAGCAGGAGGUGCUGUGGGACAGCUGACUGUUUGGACGUCAGUCGUAUAGACAACUAGCCUUCUAGCUAACAACAAGACCCCGAACGAACAGUGUUUUUUUUAUUUAAGUCAUCAUAAGGGGGGAACGCUGCUUCUUUCUGCCAUGUACUGAUGUAAGAGUCAGGAGUGAUCGUUGACGAGUGGAAGAGUUGGAUUCCUCACCUUCCUGCGCCCGACACAGUUUGUCACGCUGGCAAUGUCAAGAGUCCCGAGUCCCCCUCCCCCUGCGGAAAUGUCCAGCGGGCCUGUGGCCGAAAGCUGGUGCUAUACGCAGAUCAAAGUGGUGAAGUUUUCUUACAUGUGGACCAUCAACAACUUCAGCUUCUGUCGUGAGGAGAUGGGAGAGGUCAUCAAGAGUUCCACUUUCUCUUCUGGGGCCAACGACAAACUGAAAUGGUGUUUGCGAGUGAAUCCAAAGGGCUUAGAUGAGGAGAGUAAGGACUACCUAUCUCUCUACCUGCUGCUGGUCAGCUGUCCAAAGGCAGAAGUGAGAGCCAAGUUUAAAUUCUCCAUUCUAAAUGCCAAGGGAGAGGAGACCAAAGCCAUGGAAAGCCAGAGAGCGUAUCGCUUUGUGCAGGGGAAGGACUGGGGCUUUAAGAAGUUCAUCCGGAGAGACUUCCUCCUAGAUGAGGCCAACGGACUUCUACCUGAUGACAAACUCACUCUCUUCUGUGAGGUAAGCGUGGUGCAAGACUCAGUCAACAUAUCUGGGCAGAACACCAUGAACAUGGUGAAGGUGCCAGACUGUCGGUUAGCUGAUGAGCUGGGUGGUCUGUGGGAGAACUCGCGCUUCACUGACUGUUCCCUGUGUGUAGCUGGCCAGGAAUUCCAGGCUCACAAAGCCAUCCUUGCAGCACGAUCCCCUGUAUUCAGUGCCAUGUUUGAACAUGAGAUGGAGGAGAGUAAAAAGAAUCGUGUGGAGAUCAACGAUGUGGAGCCUGAAGUUUUUAAAGAGAUGAUGUGCUUCAUUUACACAGACAAGGCUCCAAACUUAGACAAGAUGGCAGACGACUUGCUGGCAGCUGCCGACAAGUAUGCCUUAGAGAGACUGAAGGUCAUGUGUGAGGACGCUCUGUGCACCAGUCUGUCUGUGGAAAAUGCUGCGGAGAUUCUCAUCCUGGCUGAUCUACACAGCGCCGACCAGCUCAAAACCCAAGCUGUUGACUUUAUCAACUACCAUGCUGCAGAGGUGAUGGAAACAGCUGGCUGGAAAUCCAUGGUGGCAUCUCAUCCUCACCUGGUGGCAGAAGCCUACCGCUCUCUGGCCUCAGCCCAGUGUCCUUUUCUUGGUCCGCCACGCAAGCGCCUCAAACAGUCAUAACAGCCUGAUAGCGGGGGUGCCGACUGUCCCAUAUGCACUCACAAAAACACAUGAAAUGAUACACACCCUCCCUUGUCAAACACAGGGAUGACAUCUCCCUACGCUGUUACCUACUACACUACCUACAGCCUCCUUCAAACCCCCCACCCUCGGCCCUGUCCAACCUGCUGUAUUUACUCUCUUCAAAAGAUGGAGGGAUCGAAGAAGGACGAAGUCGAGGAAGGAGAGGAAGAGCGAGCGGUGGGCUUGUGAAGUGAAUGUUUGUCGUUUACAAAAGAACCUCCUCCCCCGUAACUCGUUCCCGUUUUCUUUGCUUUGCCAUGUAUGAGAGCUGACAUUGUGACGUUCUCUGUGUUUGAAAACAAAAUCCUUUGGCAUCCAGAAAGCUCCUCCUUUGGAAUCCGUUUCACAAGGCAGCAGCGCCACAAAGAACCUGUUGGGAGCCCAGUGUCUGGCAAUUCCUGAGGCUUGAAGGAGAAGUGCAGACGAAUGGUUGAACGUCUUUAAUUGACAAUUUCGAUUACUCUGGUCUCAUGGUUUCAUGGAAACCCCGACGUAGAGAAAUGUGGGUCCGUGUGGAACUGAAGAAAAAAAAAAUCCUUCCUCAAAGCCCUGCCUCCCUUCAAAAGACAACCAAGGGCUAUUCAGACAAAGGCAGAUAAUAAAGGGACAAAAUUCAUAUUAUUUCCCCGAAGAAAGUUGAGGGGUUAAACAUUGCACUAAAGAUACAGUACACCCACAUCAGCCCUUAUUACCAGCAGUGAAAUACAAAUACUGCAGGCAAGCACACGCUGAAGGAAGCUCCGUGGAGUAACGCCCCAGCCGGACCACCAAAAACACGUUCCCUUUAACAGGAUUUAUCAGCAAAAACCGCACUCGAAUCCCUUAAAGAACUUCUCGAGCUUCAUCUGCGCCCAUUUCCAUCUUCUCUUAAAUAGCCAGAAUUAAGAGCAGUACAGAGAGAGUACAGAAAAUAGCAAAGCCUGUGAUGAUACUAUCCUUGAGGACACAGUAUUUUUGUGUGAACGUGUCUUUGUAACCCCCUUAGGGCAAGAAAAUCAAUUCAAGCUACGCCCAAGCAGGGGGCGACAGAAGCUGUUGGCGGCAGACAAGCGAACAUUAGGAUUCAUUUGGGCAUGUUAAUAUUCAUUCAGAAUGAAGUUCCAAUGUUUUCCCCUCCUCUCGGAGCAGUCACUGCUAUUGUUUUCUUAGGAGUUUGUACAUAUCGCCAGUAUUUUUGAAGAAGUCCGAAGCGAAAGCAUUUUCCAACCAUGGAAUUUGGAAAAACAAAUAUUAUACAAAUGUUUUCUUUGCAGGUGUAAAGACUGAGGGGGAAAUUAAUUUGAAAUGAACACGUUUUAAUGUUCAAAGAGAAAAGAAGGGUGGACGUGAACACUGAGGAAGAACCACAUGGAAUUUGUUAAAAGUUAUCAUUUGUAGGAAAUGGUAAUAAAUAAAAGGAACCAUUCUUUAUUUCCUGUAGAUAUCGCUGGUUAUCAGUGACAUGUGACACUUAGUUGUUGCCAUUUUUUUCCCAAAUGAAUAAACCACAACUAUUUUGUAUGGAAUUCAAUAUACACGUAGUGGGUAUUUUUGUACACUGUGCGCGUACAGUAAUGCAACGUGUUUCUGAAGUGUUGAGCUGGUCACAGGAAUCUUUUGAAAGUAGAUGGAAAUUGUAACAAAAACUAAGAACCACAUUUUCUACAUGCCUUUGAUAUAAUUGGUAGCUAUACUGUAUAGCAGCGGCAAAAAAGUUAAUAAUAAUCCCUUGUUUGUCCCACCAA
Messenger RNA from Cynoglossus semilaevis (tongue sole), 3176 nucleotides. Its product is annotated as speckle-type POZ protein. The transcript is spliced from 10 exons. Gene Ontology annotation, molecular function: protein binding. The coding region runs from base 265 to 1389 and encodes 374 amino acids. The record is from RefSeq and is a predicted model, not a curated record. NCBI's taxonomy places the organism in Eukaryota, Metazoa, Chordata, Actinopteri, Pleuronectiformes, Cynoglossidae.